This is a messenger RNA of Eutrema salsugineum, 1239 nucleotides long. Its product is annotated as ubiquitin-conjugating enzyme E2 32. NCBI's taxonomy places the organism in Eukaryota, Viridiplantae, Streptophyta, Magnoliopsida, Brassicales, Brassicaceae. The transcript is spliced from 5 exons. Bases 90 to 1004 code for a protein of 304 amino acids. The record is from RefSeq and is a predicted model, not a curated record.
UUGUGAAAUUAAGUAUCUGUCGACAUAUCGGUCUCGUGCGGACUUUUGGCGGUGGGUUUGAUUUUCCAGGUCAGAUCAUCGGCGAGAACAUGGCGGAUGAAAAGUAUAACCGGAAGAAUCCGGCGGUGAAGAGGAUUUUGCAGGAGGUUAAGGAGAUGCAAGCGAAUCCGUCUGAUGAUUUCAUGUCUCUUCCCCUCGAGGAGAAUAUCUUUGAGUGGCAAUUCGCAAUCAUAGGUCCUAGUGACACUGAAUUUGAAGGUGGGAUUUAUCAUGGGAGGAUUCAGUUGCCUGCAGAUUAUCCUUUUAAACCUCCUUCAUUCAUGUUAUUGACCCCUAGUGGUCGUUUUGAAACCAACACCAAGAUUUGCUUGAGCAUAUCUGAUUACCAUCCUGAGCACUGGCAACCAUCAUGGAGUGUUCGGACUGCUUUGAUGGCUCUCAUUGCGUUCAUGCCUUCAAACCCCAAUGGAGCAAUAGGCUCAGUAGAUUUCCCAAAGGAGGAGAGACGUGCGCUAGCCACUAAAUCACGCGAGACACCACCCAAAUAUGGUUCUCCCGAUCGUCAAAAAGUUAUUGACGAGAUUCAUCAAUACAUGCUCAGCAAGACACCUUCUCCUAAACCUAAUCCUCAGGAUUGUAACAAAACCCCCACCGGAGAUUCAGACUGUCAGUCCCAAACCAAGCCGCAAGACGCUGCAACUGCUAUAUCAGAACCUGGUACAGCGGCUGAAGAGAGUCUAGCUGAUCAAAUCGCAGAAGAGACAGCUCAAACCGUUCUUCCAGAAGCGAAUGCAGUAGUAGAGGUUGCUGAGGGAGAGAGCGGAAACGGUUUGGUGAGGCGGCGGGAGCAACCAACGGUUGUUGUCAGGACGGCUCAGAAACCGAGUGAAGAUAGGCUGUUCACGUGGGCGGCGGUUGGACUCACGAUUGCGAUUGUGGUUCUUUUGCUAAAGAAGUUCGUAAGGUCAAGUGGUCAUGGCGCUGUGUUUAUGGACGAGUCGUGAACUGCUAAGCUCUGCUAUUGGGAGAUGGCCUGAAGGAAGCCUCUAAACUCGAAGGGAGUGUUCAUAUAGGUAAGUGAUUUGAUUGUGGAUGGGGACAUAAGUAAUUAAAUUUAAUCAUACUAAACUAAAUUAGGGUGUAUUAUGAUGUGUUGCAAGCUUUUUCUUGAAUAUAUUUUACAAAAACACUUAUAAGGAAUACUUUGCAUCUAUAUAACUAACUGACAUUGCGCGAAUC